Neopsephotus bourkii (Bourke's parrot) is the source of this 3971-nucleotide messenger RNA. It is a transcript of the gene MAP7D2, whose product is annotated as MAP7 domain containing 2. Gene Ontology annotation, biological process: microtubule cytoskeleton organization. NCBI's taxonomy places the organism in Eukaryota, Metazoa, Chordata, Aves, Psittaciformes, Psittacidae. The transcript is spliced from 17 exons. The record is from RefSeq and is a predicted model, not a curated record. Gene Ontology annotation, cellular component: microtubule cytoskeleton. The coding region runs from base 190 to 2316 and encodes 708 amino acids.
GAAGCUGCCGCCGAGCGGCAUCAGCCUGUCGUCGGCUACCGUGCCCGGCCCCGUUUCUCUCCGCUCGCCUGCCGCGCCGUGUCAGGUGCCGCGGGGUGGGCAGUGCGCCUGUGCGGCGGCCACUGGGCGCCGCGGACCGGAGCGGCGGCAGCAGGAGGCGGCGGCGGCGGUGGCCACCGGCAGACGAAGAUGGCGGAGCCGGGGGCUGCGCGCAGCUACCCGCGGGCGACAGCCUUUGAUGGAUUUCUGAAAACUGAUGAAAGACAGAGACUGGCAAAGGAGAGAAGAGAAGAAAGGGAGAAAUACCUCGCUGCUAGGGAACAGCAGAUACUGGAGAAGGAGAGAAGAGCCAAACUUCAAUAUGAAAAGCAAAUGGAGGAGCGAUGGAAAAGAUUGGAGGAGCAGAGGCAGAGGGAGGAGCAGAAGAGAGCAGCUGUUGAAGAAAAAAGGAGACAAAAGCUUAAAGAGGAGGAGGAACGUUUAGAAGCCAUGAUGCGUCGAUCCCUUGAACGCAGCCAGCAACUGGAACAGAAGCAGAAGCGAUGGUCGUGGGGAGGAGCACUAGCUGCAGGCUCAGGAGGGAGAGAUGGUGAAUCAGAAAAUACCCCACCCCCUGUUCUAGGUUUAGCUGCCAACACCCUUCCUCCAGACCCUGUGACCUCUACUGCUCCUGCUGAUUCCCUCAAUGCAUGUGACAAACUUUCAGCUUCUACAAUGAAUCUGCCAAAGCAAAUGGAAUCGCCAAUCAGUAAGCGCCUCUCCUCCUCCACAGCGGCCAUAACACAUUCCCCCGACAGAGUAUUCCAUAUCUGUCCUCGUGUAGCACCAGCUAGUCCUCUUAAAUCUCCCUACAAGAAUUCCCCCACCCGAAGCACUGACAGAAAGAAAGCAACUUCACCCUCCACUUCCAAUGUCAUGAAAGGGGCAGCUGUAGCUGAAGUUACUCAGACGGAGAAGAUAAAGAAAGAGAAGCGACCUGCAACACCUGGUUCAUCAUCUGGCAUGGGAUCUCCUCUAAGAAGGUCUGAUUCUCCUGCUGCCAUGUCCAGAAGAUCUGCAUCACCUGCAACACCUAAGGCAGUUGCAAAGACUUAUCCUCAGUCUCCUAAAAGCACUAAACAAUAUCCAGCUUCUCCUGUGAAGCAUCGUGCCACUUCUAAUCUCAACCAGGAAACUCCUAAAAAGAAAGUAGACAAGGAGAAAGAAAAUGUCAGUCAUCCAAAAUCCCCAGGAGCACACACUGAUGAGGCAGGCCAAGUGGCUUCUGAGAAACAUGUCCCUUCUGCAGGAAAGACUGAAAAUGUUGAAGGGAAGAUCAUGGUAGGAACAACUGAUGCAGAAGAAGCAGCAAAAAUUCUAGCUGAAAAAAGACGACAGGCCCGCCUGCAAAAGGAGCGAGAAGAAAAAGAGAGACAGGAGAGAGAAGAACGGGAGAGGCUUGAAAGAGAAGAACAGAAAAGAAAGGCAGAAGAAGAAAGACUUCGUCUAGAGGAAGAAGCUCGUAAGAAGGAAGAGGAAAGAAAACGUGAGGAAGAAGCAGCUAGGAAAAAGGCAGAAGAGGAAGCCAGAAAAAGAGCUGAGGAAGAACAAAUGCUAAAGGAAAGGCAAGAAAAAGAGCUCCAGGCCAAACUUGAGAAACAGAGGGAAGAAGCAGAAAUCAAAGCCCGUGAGGCAGCUGAGCAGCUUCGUCUUGAAAGGGAGCAAAUCAUGCAGCAAAUUGAGCAAGAAAGGCUGGAGCGGAAGAAGAGAAUAGAUGAAAUAAUGAAGAGAACAAGGAGGAGUGAAACACCAGAAAUAAAGAAGGAAGAGACAAAACCGGAGGUACCAUCAACUUUGAAUGUGGAAAGGCAUCCAAAGGCCCUUGUUCUCAACCAGCCAGAGAUCAAUGGAUUGGCAACCUGCCUGAAAAAUAAAAGUUUAGAAAGUGGUGCCCCUGUAAUCCCUUCCCAAGAUGUAGUUGCUAAUGGAUUAAAGUCAGCCCCAGGAUUUAUUCAGCCGGAAGCUGUUAACGGGAAGUCUAACAGCAUGGAAGAUUCAAUGGAUGAGGUUCAGUCCAUGGAUGUGAGCCCAGUUUCAAAAGAAGAACUAAUCUCUAUCCCUGAAUAUUCACCCAUGAAUGAACUCAUGCCUGGUGUUUCUUUGGAUGAGAAUGGGACAAGUAAUGCCAAGGCUCUUGAAGAUCUCUUGGAUUUCACAGGCCAAGCUACGUACUCCAAGAUGUCCAGUGAUACCAUUAGCCUAGAUGACUGUAACAAGAACUUAAUUGAGGGAUUUAACAGUCCAGGACAGGAAAAUACACUUAAUUCUAUCUGUUGACAACCUCACUUUUCAGCAGAACAGAUAAAGAGGUAGCAAUUUGUGGAGGAGCUAUAUCCCAGUGAUGCUACUGGCAGUAAAAUAUGAGCUUGUCACUUGAAAGAGCUUCUGCAGUCCUUGAGCACUGGAUUUCAAAUAAUCAGAGCUGACUACAACUGUGUCUUCCCAGGGAAUAUGUUGAAUAACUGGCUGCUUUUGGUAGAAACCAGUGAUCUAGAGGCGUGAUGGUUUCAGGGAAGACUCGAGUGUGCAUUAGAAUUUGAGCUUUAGCUGCUAAUAAAGCACUUACUACUACUUUUAAUUUAAAACUCAUCUCAACACCUCACUGUGACACCUGUGCAUUUUAUUUUUGAAAUAGUUUUUCCCUCAGCUUUAUCAUUCAUCCAUUUAAACGUCUUUUUCUUGUAAAUAAUGAUGAGUUUUGCCCACAGUGCAUUGAAAUGAAAUAAUAUACUGGACGUUAGUUUUGUGCCUAUCUUUUUUUGUCUUUAAUAAGGAGUUAUUGGCAACUCUUAUGCAGGUGUAUAAUUCAAAACUAUACCUGAAGAGGCUUAAGAUGUACAACUUCUGGAAUCAGAAGAACGUUUUCACUGACUGUGGAGUGUGGGAGCUAUCCUGUUAUGAUUAUAUUGACACUUCUAGUCACUAGUAGCACUUACUGGUUAAUAUUAAUUAUUUCAGGAGCGACUGUCAGCUAUGUGUUUAAAAAUAUACUUGUGUAACACCUGUAAACAAUGUAGGCAAAACGCCUGGUGUAAUCCUUUUAUAUAUAUAUAUAGUAUAGUUGUAGUAGAUCCAAGUGAUGAGUGGUCAGGGGGCUGAGAUUAUAUGUUAAUCUUUGAAGAUGCAGACACUUGAUUAAUACCAGCGGGCUUUCUAUCAUGUGGAGAAGUAUUUUGUCUUCCUGUAGGCUCUACAAAACAAGAUUCAGUCAGCAGCAAAACAGCAUCUGAAUGUUGCAGCAGAAAUACAAAGGCCAAGGCACACAUGGGGAACGCUUGUAGCCCCCUUAACAUUCUCUAUGCAUAUGUAUGGAAAAAGUCACAUUGAGAUGUAUAAUAUCUAGCCAUUAUGUGCCAUACAGUACUAACUUUAUUUCUGCAGGUGAACUAAGAUAACUUUAUGCUGGAUCUUGUGCUGCUUUGAGAACACUUUUGCCCAAUUCCAUAUAAAAAUAAACUAUAAAUACAGCUCUCUUCAGACACUAACACAAAACUUGGGGGGUGGGUUUCUUUUUUGCUUGGUUUUUUUUUUCCCACUAGUAAGGGGGUUCACAGUAUAGCUUGAGCUCAGUUAUAGCCCUGUUCUUGUGCUCUUUAAAGCCAGCAAUGGGAAAGAAACCAAUGACAUCAUGUGUGAUGUGUAAAGAAAUCAUACCUACAGCAAUCAAGCUCUGUUUAUGUUAGUGUACUUCAGAGAAAUACUUUCUUUUGACUGUGCAGUAAGCUGUAGCAUGGUACUAUGUCUUCCAAAUUAGCCCUUCAUCUAUUCCCUGAAUAGUAAACAAACAAAACCAGUUUGUUUUGCUAUGAUACAUUUUGUUUGAUGAAUGUCAUAUUUUAUUAUGGUGUCAUUGUAUAACCUGUAGAUUUCUGUAUUUGCAUGACCUGUAUAGCAUGUAUAAAGGUGAAAUACAUUUUCAUUUAUGAAUCUAA